Messenger RNA from Myotis daubentonii (Daubenton's bat), 2296 nucleotides. RefSeq names its product mutY DNA glycosylase (gene MUTYH). Lineage: Eukaryota; Metazoa; Chordata; Mammalia; Chiroptera; Vespertilionidae. Gene Ontology annotation, cellular component: nucleus. The transcript is spliced from 15 exons. The coding region runs from base 883 to 2229 and encodes 448 amino acids. Gene Ontology annotation, biological process: base-excision repair; mismatch repair. The record is from RefSeq and is a predicted model, not a curated record. Gene Ontology annotation, molecular function: oxidized purine DNA binding; purine-specific mismatch base pair DNA N-glycosylase activity; adenine/guanine mispair binding.
CCAGCAGUAGAGACGAAGAGGAAGGAACACAGUGUAAGCAACUGGGAGGUACCGGUGAUGUAGGUGAUUGGACGGGACUCCUGCUACUGCGAGCGAGGCGUGCCUACCGGAGACAGCGCUUUCCCUGGAGCUGCGUUCCCAUCCUCUCAGCCCAGCAAGGACUCAACGCUUUCUCCGUGGUUACUCACUGUUCCUUGUUCACUUUCAACCGUUCUACGGAGUCUUUUUCAUCAUUAUUCAGAAUUGUUUGGAUUUCUCCUACUCUAAAAAAAAGGAAAAUCCUUUCAUCCCAUGAAUUAAUUUAACAAGUGUUUACUGUAUACAAGUUACCUGGCACUGUGCUCAGCUCAGAGGAUACAGCAGUCACCAAAACAGACCCAGUACUUGCUCUCAUGGAGUUUUACAGUCAAGCUGGGGAAGUGGACGCUGAUUAAAGAAUCACCAAAAAAAAAAAAAAAAGUGAAAUUGUAAUUGGUGUAAGAGCAACAAUGGAGAAAAACACAAGAGGGUAGGACUGGGGGGGCCUGAUGUGGACAUUUAAGUCAAGACCUGAAGAAUGAGUGGAUGUUAGGUAAAGCAUAGGAGAAGAGCUGUCCAAGUAGAGGAAAUGGAUUGGGUCAGGCCUCAAGGUAGACAGACACUUGGUGGAUGGAAGCAUCUAUUUCAGCCAAACAUGGCUGGAGCGUAGUGAUGAGGUGAGGUGAUGAGGAAAGGGGGCCCUGGAGCCUACAAGGCUUAUAUUAAGAGGAUUAGCUUCUAAGAGCAAUGGGUGUGACAGCCAAAGUCCUCCAGUGGCCUACAAGAUCGUCAUGAAGAAGCCACGCGCAGCUGUGGGAAGUCGUCGCAGGAAGCAGACAUCCAGUGGGGAGGAAAGGGAGAAACAUGCCCUCAGCAGCAGCCAGGCCAGGCCUACUAUCCCUGAUGGCAGAGGGUGAGGUGGACCUGGACAGGCGGGCAUAUGCUGUAUGGGUCUCAGAGGUCAUGCUGCAGCAGACCCAGGUUGCCACGGUGAUCGACUAUUAUACCAGAUGGAUGCAGAAGUGGCCAACACUGCAGGAUCUGGCCAGUGCUUCCCUGGAGGAAGUGAACCAGCUCUGGGCUGGCCUGGGGUACUACUCUCGAGGCCGGCGGCUGCAGGAGGGAGCCCGGAAGGUGGUAGAGGAGCUCGGGGGCCAUGUGCCACGCACAGCAGAGACCUUGCAGCGGCUCCUGCCUGGCGUGGGGCGGUACACAGCUGGAGCCAUUGCUUCCAUUGCCUUUGGCCAGGUGACCGGUGUGGUAGAUGGAAACGUAGUGCGGGUGCUAUGCCGUGUCCGAGGCAUUGGUGCCGAUCCCAGCAACACCUUUGUCUCCCAGCAGCUCUGGAGCCUAGCCCAGCAGCUGGUAGACCCAGCCCGGCCCGGAGACUUUAACCAGGCAGCCAUGGAGCUGGGAGCCAUAGUGUGCAGCCCGCAACACCCACACUGCAGCCAGUGCCCUGUCCAGAGCCUGUGCCGGGCACACCAGAGGGUGGAGCGGGAGCGGCUUCCAGCCUCACAGAGCCUGCCAGGCAGUCCUGACGUGGAGGAGUGUGCUCCCAACACUGGACAGUGCCAGCUGUGCGCACCUCCUACAGAGCCCUGGGACCAGACGCUGGGAGUGGCCAACUUUCCCAGAAAGGCCAGCCGUAAGCCCCCCAGGGAGGAGUGCUCUGCCACCUGUGUUCUGGAGCAGCCCAGGGCCCCUGGGGGUGCCCGGAUUCUGCUGGUGCAGAGGCCCAACUCAGGUCUGCUGGCAGGACUGUGGGAGUUCCCAUCUGUGACUGUGGACCCCUCAGGACGGCAUCAGCGCAAGGCCCUGCUGCAGGAACUGCAGAAUUGGGCUGGGCCCCUCCCAGCCACCCACCUGCAUCACCUAGGGCAGGUGGUCCACACCUUCUCUCACAUCAAGCUGACCUAUCAAGUAUAUGGUCUGGCCCUGGAAGGGCAGGCCCCAGUGACAGUCACAGCACCUGGCGCUCGCUGGCUGACUCGGGAAGAGUUUCACACCGCAGCUGUCUCCACCGCCAUGAAAAAGGUGUUCCGCGUGUACGAAGGCCAACAGUCAGGGACCUGCAAGAGCUCCAAAAGAUCCCAGGUGUCUACUGCAUCCAGCCGGAAAAAGCCCAGCCCAGGCCAGCAAGUCCUGGAUCGUUUCUUUCGGCCCCAUAUCCCCACAGAUGCACCUAGACUCAACAGUGCGGCCCAGUGACACAUCUGGAAGCGCCCUCCUCUUGAGAAUCCUGUUUUUUAAUAAAGUACUUAUUUUUAUAGUCGUU